This is a messenger RNA of Telopea speciosissima, 2804 nucleotides long. RefSeq names its product protein FAR1-RELATED SEQUENCE 11-like. Bases 20 to 2434 code for a protein of 804 amino acids. Gene Ontology annotation, molecular function: zinc ion binding. The transcript has 5 exons. The record is from RefSeq and is a predicted model, not a curated record. Lineage: Eukaryota; Viridiplantae; Streptophyta; Magnoliopsida; Proteales; Proteaceae. Gene Ontology annotation, biological process: regulation of DNA-templated transcription.
ACCCAACCCUCUCUCUAUCAUGGAAGUCGGAACCGCGCUUGCAAAACAGCCUCAAUCAGCGGCGCCGGCGUCUUCUCUGAUAAAACCCAACACUCUCUCUAUCGUGGAAGUCGGAACCCCGCUUGCAAAACUGCCUCGAUCACCGGCGCCGGCGUCUUCUCUGAUGGAACCACUUCUCACAGAACGAUCAGUGGAGCCAUUGGAAGAGGAUGGUGAAACCAUUGAAGUAAACCCAAUUGAUGCUGGUGAAGAAAAUGGAGAUUUGGAUGACUUGAAUGCCAAUGAUUGCAUGGCAGUUAAAAUUGGCCAAGUGUUCAGGGAUCCAGAUGAGGCAUUCGCUGAGUAUGUUAGGUUUGCGAAGAAACGCGGAUAUGCUGUCAGGAAGCAGCGUACAUAUCACAGAGAUUGGGGUGACAAGGGCGUUUACAGGAGGGAUUUUGUCUGCCACAGAGCUGGUUCCGGGGAGAGGAAGGGGGAUGGUGAGGAGGCAACAGGGAAUGAAAAGAGGACUAGGAGGUCGAUUCGGUGCAAUUGUCAAGCUCACAUGUAUAUAUGUGCCAUCAGGAAUGGUGAUGGAUAUUUGUGGGAGGUCCGUGGAUUUUCUGAUGAGCAUACCCAUGAUUUAUUGAAUCAGAAUGAAGUGCGGCAUUUAGCAGCAUAUCGUUUCAUCUCUGAUCACUUCAAAAACCGUCUACUAACCCUAGACAAAGCUAGAGUGCCUGUUAAGGAAAUGAUGACGUUAUUGGAGAAUGAACAGGAUGUUGAAGUUGGUGGCCUUCCAUUCAAUGUAAGAGAUGCUCGGAACUUCUUGAAUGCUCAUAAAACAAUUAGUCAGAAGAACGAUCCAAGCCAUCUUGUCAUGAUAUGUAAAAGAUUGAAAGACAAAGAUAAUGAAUUCUGGUAUGACUAUCAAGUUGACGAGGAGAAUCAAUUGGAACACAUAGCUUGGUCGCAUGCCACAUCAUUGCAUGGGUAUGAACAUUGUGGUGAUGUGGUUUUGUUUGACACGACCUACAAGCUUAAUGCUUACAAAAUGCUUGUUGGCAUGUGGGUUGGUGUGACGAACAAUGGUCAAACAUGUUUCUUUGGCUGUUGCUUGCUAAGGAACAGGAGGAUGUCCUCAUUUGAAUGGGCUUUUCGGGUUUUCUUAAAAUUUAUGAGAGGAAAGGCUCCACAAACCAUCCUCACAGAUCAAGAGCCUGGUAUUCUUGAAGCUGUUCGCAAAGUCAUGCCAAAUACAAAGCAUGCUUUAUGUUUAUGGCAUAUAUGCAGGAAGCUUCCUAGUUGGCUGGGAAACAGAUUAGGGACACAAUUUAAGGAGUUUAAAGAUAAAUUUGAUCAGUUGCCUGAGUUGGAAACAGAAGAAAAGUUUGUUGUGAGCUGGCAAGACAUGAUUGAGAAGUAUGGUUUAUCUGCAAAUAUGCAUAUGCGGAGUUUAUAUGAGUUGAGGUAUAUGUGGGCAAAGCCUUAUUUGAAGUCGUAUUUCUUUGCGGGAAUGAGAAACAACAGUAGGUUGGAAGCAAUGUAUGCUUAUAUUAAACACAUUGUUUCCUCACAAACACUGCUCAAUAAGUUCAUUGCACAGGUUGGACGAGCUUUGGAGGAAUUGGAUCAUGUAGGGGAACAAAUCACAGCAGAUCGGGAGAUGGACAACAUUGAUUUCCAAACUGGUGGCCCAAUUGAAGAACAUGCAUCUAAAAUACUCACCCCGUAUGCAUUUGGUCUAUUUAAGAAGGAGGUCAUAUCAUCUUUUCAUUAUGCUUGCGAUUCAAUUGAAUCUGGUGUAUGGGUUGUAAAGCAUAAUUCAUUGGAAGAAGGGGACUGUAAAGUGCACCAUGUCGUUGGAAACGAAACAAUUUCUUGUAGCUGCAUGGGAUUUGAGUUCAAUGGGAUCCUUUGUAGGCAUGCUAUCACAGUUCUCCAAAGGAACAAUUGUUUCCAAACCCCAGACCAAUAUCUGCUGCGUCGAUGGUGUCAUGAGUCCUUAAUGCAGUUAACUACCGUAGAUGAUGUGUCAGAUGGUCAUAGGGAGCGAUUUGACAGCCUGCAAGUUCUUGCUGCAGAGUUUGUAGAGGAGUACGCUAAAACAAAAGAGCAUUAUAAUGUUGCUGUUGAACUCAUGAAGAUAUCAAUUGCUAAGAUUAGGCAUAUGGGUUGUCCAAGCAGUAUUGAGCGUAAUGCUUUAAAUGAUCUUGAUAUGUCAUUAGUUGUCUUAGCAGAGGAUCAAAAUAGUUUUGAAAUCACAGAUUCUGCACUGGGGAAUGCAACCGAUUCCAUUACAAAGGGAAGAUCAAGGGAGGAAAUGGACAAGUGUACAAUGGAAUGUACGAAAAAACAAAGAAUUUGUAGAAGUCCUGGUUGUGGGCAAUCGGGGCAUGACAAGAGAAAUUGUCCUUCUCAAAAUGACGCAGCUUGCACCCAAGAGAAGGCCUAACUGUUUGAUCCGUGAUCCAGUAAGGAAGCUUAAUUGAAUGUAAAUUAGAAUGGCAUUAUGGUUACAAGAAUAUUGUGAUGGAGACUAACUCUUUAAGGAGGUUGCAGAUGAUUUGCGAAAGAGAUGGAUUCAUUUUGGAAACUAACUAGCCUACUGGAGGAUGGCUUUAAGAUUUUGGUAUCUUUUGAUGUAGUAUAUUUUUUGUAAUUUUCCUAUAGUGCUCAUCAUUUUACUCUUUUUUUUUAAAUUAAACAUGUGUCUAAUGUGAAGCCUUUAUGUUGCUGGGUAUUUUUUUUGUAAAUGGCUUUGAUCUCUGUACAGGACUCUGUCUCUAGUGAAUAUAUUGUUUUUCUUUCUGCAUGAAAGGAAA